Messenger RNA from Nematocida major, 1266 nucleotides. Its product is annotated as phosphatidylinositol N-acetylglucosaminyltransferase subunit A. Gene Ontology annotation, molecular function: phosphatidylinositol N-acetylglucosaminyltransferase activity. The record is from RefSeq and is a predicted model, not a curated record. Bases 1 to 1266 code for a protein of 421 amino acids. Gene Ontology annotation, biological process: GPI anchor biosynthetic process. The transcript has a single exon. Lineage: Eukaryota; Fungi; Microsporidia. Gene Ontology annotation, cellular component: glycosylphosphatidylinositol-N-acetylglucosaminyltransferase (GPI-GnT) complex.
AUGAUUAGUGAUUUCUUCUGCCCUAGGCUUGGGGGCGUUGAAAACCACAUACUAAACCUAAGCAAAGAACUGCGCAAAAUGGGGCACACGAUCAUAGUAAUAACGCAUUCUGGCUCUGGGCGCAAGGGCGUGCAGUACGUGGAUGGAUUCAAAGUGUACUAUUUGGAGAUGUUCUCCAUGUUCAGCGGGUCGGUUUUUCCCACGAUCCUGUGCACGGCAGCUCCCAUCGUGCAAAUACUGCUGUAUGAGUCUGUAGAUGUCGUGCACGGGCACCAGUGCAGCACGCUUGCCAUAGAGGGAGUCCUGCACAGUAGAAUUCUGGGGAUCCCCACGUGCUUUACAAACCACUCUCUUGUGAAGACCGAGUCUUUGGGUGGAAUAAUAACCGAAAGCACGUUUCAGUUGGGAGUCCGUGACAGCGACAAAAUCAUAUGCGUAUCCGGCGCAACAAAAGACAACACUGCAGACCGCCUGGGAAUACACGGGGAAAGCAUCGCAGUCAUCCCCAACGCAGUGACCGAGGACUUCAAGCCCAUCCCCUUGGAAGAGGGCACGCGCAAGAACGAAAUAGUUAUUUCUGUGGUGACCCGGCUAACGGCCAGAAAGGGGGCGAGGCUUCUGGCGGAUGCCCUCCCCCGAAUAUGCCGAAUUGAUCCGCGCAUUCGCAUUGUCAUAGCAGGAGACGGGGAAAAGAGGGAGCUUUUGGAGCAAACCGUUGACAGGCACAAGCUAAAGGACAAAGUAAGCUUCCUAGGGGGCGUAAACCCGUCUGAAGUAAAGAAUGUUCUGAACCGGUCAAACCUCUUCCUAAACACGUCAUUGACUGAAGCCUUCUGCAUCUCCAUCAUAGAGGCAGCUGCGUGCGGGCUUUACGUCGUCAGCACAGACGUAGACGGCAUCUCCGAAGUGCUUCCCAAGGACAUGAUCACGCUCGUGCCGCCAACUGUCGAUGGCAUUUUGGCAGGCAUACGAGCGUCUAUUCCCAAAAUAGAGCCGCACGACAGGGAAGUCUCCCACCGCAGAGUGCACUCGAUGUACAAGUGGUCGCUGGUUGCCAAAAGAACAAACGAGAUAUACUGCAGCAUAGCCAGAGAGCAGACUGCUCCCCUCGUCAGCAGGAUAAACCACUCCAUACGGCGCAUAUACAGCGCAGAAAAGGGCCGAUUUUGCAUUGUGUUUCUGCUGCUUCUUCUGGCUAACUACGCUGUAAUUUUGCUUUUAGCACUCUCUCAUGCGAAUAGAAAGCGCAAGCACAAAGCACCGUGA